AUGUCCAUCAGUGAAAAUGAGGCAGAGGCCAGGCCAACUGUUGGAGAGAAUGUAGCAGAUGAUGGGACUAGUCAUAGUGCUCCAGGAGAGGUGUCAUCAGAUGGUGCUGACACAUCAGAAUUUGACACUAGAAGUGAGACUGAAGAUGAGGAACAAUUGAAAAUUGCAAACGAGGGUAGUACAGUGAAGAUUAAAACUCAGAUUGUGAAGGGUGAGACAGUGUUUCAAAGGAUAUAUGUGUGCUUGGUUGCCUAUAAGAAGGGAUUUUUAGAAGGUUGCAGACCUGUUAUUGGUGUUGAUGGCUGCCAUUUGAAAGGGCCUUAUCCUGGACAGAUCUUGACGACUGUUGGGGUGGAUGGGAACAACGGUUAUUUCCCAGUAGCUUAUGCAGUGGUUGAUAUUGAGAGUAAAGACUCUUGGAUUUGGUUUUUCAAUCUUCUUAUUGAAGAUUUAGGGAUUACAAAUGAAAAAGCUUGGGUAGUGAUUAGUGACAAACAAAAGGGACUUGUACCUGCCAUUGAGAGAGUACUUCCAACUGCAGAGCACAUGAUGUGUGUGAGACACCUGUACAGUAACUUUAGGGCAUCAUAUAUUGGUCUUGCUCUGAAACAUAUAUUAUGGGCUGCAGCAAGAGCUACAACUGUGCCUUGGUGGGAGGCAGAAAUAGAGAAGAUGAAAAAUGAGGAUGAGGAAGCAUGGAAGUGGUUGAAGAAGAGACCUGCAAAAAAUUGGAGCAGAUCUCACUUCGAAUCACAUUUUAAAUGUGAUCUUUUGUUGAAUAAUCUAUGUGAAAGUUUCAAUGCAGCCAUACUAGAUGCAAGGGAUAAGACAAUUUUGAGUUGCUUGGUGAGGAUUGUAUGUGAUGCUUAG
Prunus dulcis (almond) is the source of this 870-nucleotide messenger RNA. RefSeq lists its product as uncharacterized. The record is from RefSeq and is a predicted model, not a curated record. The transcript is spliced from 3 exons. Lineage: Eukaryota; Viridiplantae; Streptophyta; Magnoliopsida; Rosales; Rosaceae. The coding region runs from base 1 to 870 and encodes 289 amino acids.